Molecule: messenger RNA, 2059 nt
Organism: Didymodactylos carnosus
Lineage: Eukaryota; Metazoa; Rotifera; Eurotatoria; Philodinida; Philodinidae
Source: the annotation of a GenBank genome assembly
UCACAACAUAAUGAGACAGUUUGUUUAUAUACAAUGAAAUUCAUGACUUUUAUUUUUAUCACAAUUUAUUCUCAUUUUCUAAAAUUAAUAUUUUCAUCUAUUUACUUGGGAUUCUAUUAUCAUAUAAUUCUUUUAGACUAAUCUAAUAGUAUAUGAUUCAACUAAUAUAAUUAGAGUUAUAUAACUUUAUGCUUUAAAAAACCAAAAGAAAGACGGGGGUUGUUUUUUUUUUCUUUUUUUCUUUUUCAUAAUGAAAUUGAAUAAAGCUUUAUGCUAAAUUAUAUCUAAUUUCAAUGACUUUUCUUUUUUAAAAUAAUUACAACUGUUUGUUAGUUUGAUUUUCUUUUGUUUUUAUUCACCAUGUUAUGUGUUUUAAUAAUCGAUUCCAUUUUAAUAUCAAUUAUUGGCUUAAAAUUGGAAUAUAUUUAAAAACACAAAUACAAUACACAUGCCUUUUAACCAAAAUUGGUUUUUGAUUUGAUUUUGCAUGAUAAUUAUUAUUAUUAUUAUCUGAUAGCACGUAUAACAGAAAGAUAGAGAGAGAGAGAGAGAGAGAGAUGCAUGUAAAAUAGACAACGUAACAUGCAUUUGUUUGAUAUUAUUAGAAAAAUAUUCUUAUAUAAAAAUAUAUCAUAUCAUAGUUGAAUUAGAAUUAUCUAGAGAAUAAUUAUAUAUAAAUGACGAAUAUAUUUAUUUUAUUUUUGCUUAGAAAAUUAAUUCGUCAAUAUUAGAUAUAAAUUAAUUUUAUGCUUUUAAUCGAUAGAAAAAAAAAAAUUAAAUUAAAUAGGCAAUUUUUUUGAAAAUGCUUUUUUCUGCCAAUUGUAGAAUUUGAAAUAUUAUAAAAUGAGAUUUGAAUGCAUGUUGAAAAUAAAUGGCAUGUAAAACGGACAAUAUAAUUGAAUAUGCACGAUCUACUGAUGAUCAUAAUGUACAUUUUCGGGUCUUUGUUAUUAUUCUUAGUCUUAUUUUUUUUUCUUAUUCAAUUUUUAUUUUAUUCGAUAUAUUUUGUUUAGAUUCUUCGUCGAAUGAUGGCAUUAUGUGUUGAAGAAAUGUCCGAUGGUCUAUGUGCUAGAGAAAAUGAACAACGUCUAUUACGAAAUAUGGAUGUACACGUUGCAGUAUUGGAUCUAUUAAAAAUUCCCUAUGAUAAAGCUGAAGAUACUCGAAUGAAUCAUAUAAUGAGAUUAGCACACAAUCUCUUACAAUAUUUUUGUUAUGAAAAUCCAACAAAUCAAGCAAAAUUAUUUGAACUCUAUUUCAAUGAUUAUCAUCAAAUAUCCGAAGAACAAGAAGUUGAAACAUGCUGUUAUAUAUUUAUGAAUAAUGUUCAAUUGUGUAAAACUAUUACUGAAAAACAUAUUCAACAUUUUGUACAUUUAAUUGAACUUCAUGGAAGAAAAAUGUUAUAUAUUAAAUUUUUACAAACAAUUGUUAAAGCAGAAAAUCAAUAUAUUAAAAAUUGUCAAGAUAUUGUCAUGUCAGAGGGUGUAGGAAAUGCAAAAGGUAAGCAAAAAAUUGUUUUGGCCGAAUCAUACAUGGUUGGAGAGAACUCGACGAGGAGAUUCCGAAUAUUUAAGAUUUUUAAUUUUCUAAACCACGUUUUGGAUGAGAAAUCUUGAAAAUACAAGUUACUUCUCUAAAAAUGAAAAUAUGAACAAUUUCGAGAAAAAUCAAGAUUUCUCCUGUUUGCAUCCGUUCUACGUUGCUGAAACUAGUUUAUUCGGAUUCAACAUCAGAAACUGAGUGCAUCCAUGUGGCUUAGAGUAGCCACUGGAUCUAGCAAACUUAUCUCCUUUUUUGCAUCAAGAGAUUUUCUCAACUUUCAUACAUCAUUCGAAUUGUCAACUCACGGACACUAAAAGUAUAUGACACUUUUGUGAAAUUUUGUUCCUUCGCUGACCUUACUGGGAAAAUAUCAUAUUCUGAAUUAGCGUCGAAAAUCGAGUCGAAUGAUAUAUGUUUUGAAAUUUUUCAUUAAUUUUCAUUUUUUGGAUGAAAAUGUUAGUAAUUAUUUAACGUGAAAAUUCAAAAAAAAUUAAAGUGAUUAAAUAGAAUAAAA